AUGGGUCUCAACACACAUCAUGCCAUUCUUCAAUGUACACUGGAAAAAGUGCUUGAAAAUGUUGUAAACGACGAAGAGGCAGUCGCGGUUCUCAUUCAAAAUCCCCAAGGCGAUGGGUGGGAAACCCCAAGCUUGAAAACAGCACUUCAACACAAGCUUGGACGAAACUUCAGGCUGUUCCAUGAAAACAUGAACUCCUUAUCUGAGCUAUUAGAGCGGCUCUCGAGAAAAUUGGAGUUACCCGCGAUGAAGACCGAUCAUAGCUCUACCGACUUCCGUUCCUUUCGGAAAUUCUGGAAAAUCCUUUCGAGGGCAGUAUACGACGACUUACUGGGGAAAAUUGAAGCGCCAAAUACUACACUUCGAAUGUUGGUCGAGCAAGAAAACCACCAAGAGGAGAGACGAGAACGCCGAACACCCUGGACCAGCCUUCUCAGGCGGUACCAAAACGAACGGCAGCAUAUAGAAUCCUUGUUUCAAACAGUUAGUGAUUCCUGUUGGCAAUCUCACUGCCGGGAGCAUCAUUGCGUCCAUCUCCCGCUCCAGCCCUACCCAACUGAGUAUGCCAAUAAUCCCCUCCAGCUAGGGGCUGAGCCCAGUUUUCAUUUUAUCUUCUCCAACAUUCACACCACUAGCCAGAUGGGUGUAUGGGAUUGGAGAGAGGUCAUUUUCAAGCCGCGAGAAACUGACAACUCUCAAAAUUACAUGCCUCCUUUGGCCGGGCAAUCAAGACAACAGAAAAUAUCAGACCUUUGCUCAUCACUCCAGAGUCUCAAACCGCUUCCUCAAGAACAAACCACAAUCGGGUUUAUCUCAGAAGGCUUCAACCCAACCUAUCGAUACACUAUGCAUGCAGUACAAAGCCUGCAGCGAAAUCCCCGAAAACAAACUCUGUCCGAAGCGUUGACCUCCUGCAGUCGUCGUGAUCGACUGUAUAUAGCCGCUAGCAUUGCCUGUGCCGUCCUACAGUACCAUGGAAACUGGCUCACGGGUCGAUGGGACAGCUCCAAUUUUCAUCUCGCCGCGGAAACACUGAAUAGUCUAUAUCUAUCGUGGCCUCUUUCUACACUCGGUGCUACAAAAGCCGAAUCUACACGGUCUAACUCGGCAAAACGAGAGGCUGUUUUACAAUCUCUUGGAGUCAGCCUGGUGGAACUCUCGCUAGGACGGCCUCUAGACGUAUUACUAUCCUCAAAAGAUGAAAGCCAUGAUAGGAAAAAGAUGAUUAUUGACUCUGUAUUGAAUAUUACAAAAGAGGUACGUCUAGAAAGUGGCUGGCACUAUGCGAGUGUUGUGGAUAGUUGUCUUUCCUGGUCUGGCGUGAGUAGUAUCUGCCGCGAAAGCCAUAGCUUCGAGGAGCGAAUUUUUGAUAAAAUCGUCUCUCCUUUACUAAAAGAUGUGAUGGUCUUUGACGGAAGGACUUGA
Messenger RNA from Penicillium vulpinum, 1425 nucleotides. RefSeq lists its product as uncharacterized. The record is from RefSeq and is a predicted model, not a curated record. The coding region runs from base 1 to 1425 and encodes 474 amino acids. The transcript is spliced from 2 exons. NCBI's taxonomy places the organism in Eukaryota, Fungi, Ascomycota, Eurotiomycetes, Eurotiales, Aspergillaceae.